AUGAGUAUUCUUCGUCCGUUCAAAGCUACAGCUAUGUUCAAGUUCAACAACGUGAACUUGGAUAUCUGGACGGAAACGUACAGCAUUGGCUUCUAUCUGCAUUACCUUUCCCGCUGGCCUGACCUUUGCUAUGUUCAGGAAGCACCCAGUGGUCGUAUGAUGGGUUAUGUCAUCGGAAAAGCCGAAGGCCAAAGCACUGAAUGGCAUGGACACGUUACAGCUAUCACCGUCGCUCCUGAAUAUCGUCGUCUUUCUCUUGCCCGAAAAAUGAUGUCCCUCCUCGAGCUCGUCUCGGAUGAAAGUUACCGAGGUUUUUUCGUCGAUCUAUAUGUGCGGUGUAACAAUGCGGUCGCAAUCCAGAUGUACGAAGGAAUGGGGUAUGGCGUGUAUAGACGAGUGAGAGAAUAUUAUGGGAAUUUGGGUGUAGGGAAAGGUGGAAGAGACGAAGAGGAUGCAUUCGAUAUGCGGAAAUCUCUUUCACGAGACAGCGCACGUCGCUCAGUAAGGAGCAAUGGGCGAGAUAUAGUUGUUAGCGCACACGAAGUUCCGUAG
This is a messenger RNA of Lentinula edodes (shiitake mushroom), 552 nucleotides long. Its product is annotated as N-acetyltransferase. Lineage: Eukaryota; Fungi; Basidiomycota; Agaricomycetes; Agaricales; Omphalotaceae. The record is from RefSeq and is a predicted model, not a curated record. Gene Ontology annotation, molecular function: protein-N-terminal amino-acid acetyltransferase activity. Gene Ontology annotation, biological process: N-terminal peptidyl-methionine acetylation. The coding region runs from base 1 to 552 and encodes 183 amino acids. Gene Ontology annotation, cellular component: NatB complex. The transcript has 5 exons.